Messenger RNA from Acinonyx jubatus (cheetah), 1694 nucleotides. RefSeq names its product guanylate cyclase activator 1B (gene GUCA1B). The transcript has 4 exons. Gene Ontology annotation, cellular component: cone photoreceptor outer segment; photoreceptor inner segment. The record is from RefSeq and is a predicted model, not a curated record. Lineage: Eukaryota; Metazoa; Chordata; Mammalia; Carnivora; Felidae. Bases 870 to 1475 code for a protein of 201 amino acids. Gene Ontology annotation, biological process: visual perception. Gene Ontology annotation, molecular function: calcium ion binding; calcium sensitive guanylate cyclase activator activity.
ACAAGACCCCCUGGAACAACUCCUAAAAUCUAGAAAAGUGCAUUCGAUUUUCUGGUUUCUGGAAGGUAUCAUUUUAAUAUUACAUUAAGAUAAGCACGAAUAUAUAAUUGAUUCGGAACAAAUUCGCAAACAUAAAAGUAAGAGCCUUCAGAGAUCUUUUAAGCCGCGCUCACAGAUCCUUCUCACAUAUUCACACUUAGGAGAGAAAGUAGGGAACGCCUUGUUUCUAGGUCUUGGGUGAAGGGUGUUGGAAGGAAGCAUUUGUACUUUAAGUUGGAAAAUGGAAAACUUGAAGACUCAGGGGUGUCUGGCCCUGAGCUCGGGGACGGAACUGCCCACCUGGAGGCCUUCACAUCGUAGAAUCUGCUGCUUCUCACUGGCCCAUGUGAGUGAGGCCCAGGUCACCAGCGGGCUCUAUCUUACGGGCUAGGAGUUGGUCUCGCUCCCUCUCUGGACUUCAGAGUCUCCUGUGUCUCCAAGAUGGGCCUCUCUGGAACAGCACGGUGCCCAACUAAUGGAACAGGGAGCAUGUGUGAGAUGGUAGGGUGUCCGUUUCCUGCCCUUCUCCCCCCUUGAGAAUCUGCCAGGGUGGCGUAGUCACGGGGUUGACAAGAGUGAAGGGAGGGGUGAGGCUGGGGGAGCUUAGCUGACUGGGGGUCAGACCUUCCAGGGGAAUCUUCUAAUGAUCUUAGGGCGCUUAGCUGGCCCGGCCCCGCCCCCUGCCGCCUGCCCCUGCGCUGCCCAGUGGCCAGGAGAUGAGGAAGAGGCCGGCCAGGCAGAAGAAAGGGAGGAAGAGGGCCCCGGCCUAAGGCAUCAAUCGGCAGAAGCCCAGGAAGAGGCACAGACCCCCGACAUCCCUCCAGGCCGCGAUGGGGCAGCAGUUCAGCUGGGAGGAGGCGGAGGCGGCCGGCGAGAUGGACGUGGCCGAACUCCAGGAGUGGUACAAGAAGUUCGUGGUGGAGUGCCCCAGUGGCUCUCUCUUCAUGCAUGAGUUUAAGCGCUUCUUCAAGGUCACAGGCAACGAGGAGGCCACCCAGUACGUAGAGGGCAUGUUCCGAGCCUUCGACAAGAAUGGGGACAACACCAUCGACUUCUUGGAGUAUGUGGCCGCCCUGAACCUCGUGCUGAGGGGCACCCUGGAACACAAGCUGAAGUGGACCUUCAAGAUCUAUGACAAGGACCGCAACGGCUGCAUCGACCGCCUGGAGCUGCUCGACAUUGUGGAGGCAAUCUACAAGCUGAAGAAAGCCUGCAGGGUGGAGGAGGAGGCCGAGCAGCAAGGACAGCUGCUCACACCCGAGGAAGUGGUGGACAGGAUCUUCCUUCUGGUGGAUGAGAACGGAGAUGGCCAGCUGUCUCUGAAUGAGUUCAUUGAAGGUGCCCGUCGUGACAAGUGGGUGAUGAAGAUGCUCCAGAUGGACAUGAACCCCGGUGGCUGGAUCUCUCAGCAGAGGCGGAAAAGCGCCAUGUUCUGAGGGGUCUGGGGCCUUCGGGAGUCCACAGGCCCCUCCAAGACUCCGGGUUCACCAGGUUUCCAGAGUAGUGGGAGGGGCCCUGGCUCAGCCUGUGUAUGCUCACUCUUAUCUGCCCCCCCCCCCCAUGAAAGGGGUUGGAACCAAGCAGGGGGUAGGGGCCGUUGGGCUGAAGUGGCCAAUGGGAGACGGUCCACUGGGAGGAUGUACUGGGGUGGUGAA